AUGGAAAAUUUUACACAUGUCUCAGAGUUUGUUCUACUUGGAUUCCAAGGGGGUCCAAGAACACAGACCAUGCUAUUUUUGAUUUUUUUCACCCUGUAUGUCAUAGCUGUAGUGGGAAACUUUGGUAUGAUUGUAAUUGUCAGGGUGGAUUCAUGCCUCCACACUCCAAUGUACACCUUCCUCCAAAGCCUCUCCUUGUUGGACAUCUGCUAUUCUUCCACAAUUGCCCCCAGGACUCUGAUGAACUGCAUAAAGGAAGACCACACGGUGUCCUUUGGUGGAUGUGCUGCUCAGUUCUUCUUCCUGUCUCUCUUUGGUACCACAGAGGCCUUUCUCCUGGCUGCCAUGGCCUAUGACCGCUUCAUUGCCAUCUGCAACCCUCUUCUGUACUCUGUGACUAUGUCUCACCAGGUCUGUGUAUGGCUAGUCUUGGGAUCUUACUUGUGGGGUGUACUCAAUGCUGUCACUCAAACAAUGAUGACCUUCAGCUUGCCCUUCUGUGGGUCCAAUGAAAUCAAUGACUUUUUCUGUGACAUCCUCCCUCUCUUGCCUCUCUCCUGUUCAGACACCUUUAUAAACCAACUGGUUCUUCUUGGCUUAUGCGGUUCCAUUAUUAUCGGUACCUUCUUGAUUGUUCUCAUCUCAUACACCUACAUCAUCUCAACUAUACUAAGGAUGCGGACACCACAGGGCCGCCAGAAAGCCGUCUCCACAUGUGCCUCCCAUCUAACUGGAGUGUGCUUGUUUUUUGGAACAGUUUUCUUCAUGUAUGCACAACCUAGUGCCAUCGUCUCCAUAGAGCAAAGUAAGGUAGUGUCCAUCUUUUACACCAUUGUCAUUCCCAUGUUGAAUCCCCUGAUAUACAGCCUGAGGAACAAAGAUGUCCAGCAAGCUUUGAGGAGGAGCAAGAAGAAGUUUUCUUUGUGA
This is a messenger RNA of Otolemur garnettii (small-eared galago), 927 nucleotides long. RefSeq names its product olfactory receptor 12-like. The record is from RefSeq and is a predicted model, not a curated record. NCBI's taxonomy places the organism in Eukaryota, Metazoa, Chordata, Mammalia, Primates, Galagidae. The coding region runs from base 1 to 927 and encodes 308 amino acids. Gene Ontology annotation, cellular component: membrane. The transcript has a single exon. Gene Ontology annotation, biological process: G protein-coupled receptor signaling pathway; sensory perception of smell. Gene Ontology annotation, molecular function: olfactory receptor activity; odorant binding; G protein-coupled receptor activity.